Leptosia nina is the source of this 1062-nucleotide messenger RNA. Lineage: Eukaryota; Metazoa; Arthropoda; Insecta; Lepidoptera; Pieridae. The record is from the annotation of a GenBank genome assembly.
AUGUUAUUAAGUAUAUGGCAAUUUUGGACGGGGGAAAGAGAUAGAGACAUUGACAAGAGGGAGAAGAGAGAUAAAAUGGCCGCCACGAUGGUCGAGACUCCACCCCCGCAACUCAUCACCACUAUCGAGUGGGCGAUGAUGGACAAGAGCAAAUUCUUUCCCCUGUAUACGUUAAGUAGUUUUACAGUGCGAUGCGCAUUGUACCCGCUAACAUUAGUUAAAACACAAAUCCAAGUGCAGCGCAAGAAGGAAGCUUACAAGGGUGUGUCCGACGCGAUCUCCAAGAUCUACAGAAACGAGGGUGUCACAGGGCUGUAUAGGGGCUUUUGGAUGUCCAGCUUUCAGAUAAUCUCAGGCGUCUUCUACAUAUCGACAUAUGAAGGUGUUCGGCACGAGCUGGGCCUUCACGAUGUUAAUCCUCGUUUGAAGUCGUUCAUAGCUGGUGGUUGCGCGUCGAUGGUCGGUCAGACGGUGAUUGUGCCUUUUGAUGUCCUGAGUCAGCAUUUAAUGGUCCUUGGGCUGGUGAAGGGCUCACCUGGUGGAAUUCAUAACUCGAAGGUGAACCCCCUCGGUUUAGACCUGGAGCGUCCCUGGUCUAGAAGCGCACUGGCGAAAGAGGUAGCGGUGCGAGUGUACAAAUUGCAUGGGCCUCUGGGAUACUAUCGCGGAUACGUAGCGUCUCUUGCCGCGUACGUGCCCAACUCAGCGUUAUGGUGGGCUCUGUAUACGGCUUAUCAAGAUGAAUUACUGAGGGUCAGUCCCGUAUGGGUGUCGCACCUCUUCCUCCAGUGUAUAGCUGGGACGCUUGGUGGGUUCACCACCACGAUACUAACUAACCCACUGGAUAUCGUUCGCGCAAGGCUACAGGUGGAAGGUGUGAGUUCCAUGCGCCAAGUGUUCAAGGAGUUGUGGAAGGAGGAAGGGUUUUUCGGGCUCUACAUGAAGGGCCUCUCAGCUAGACUAGUGCAGUCAGCCUGCUUCUCGUUCUCGAUAAUCCUCGGCUACGAGACGAUAAAGCGAGUCAGCGUCAGCGAUGAGUACAGAACGAGGGUGCGCUGGUGA